Molecule: messenger RNA, 1110 nt
Organism: Prunus armeniaca (apricot)
Lineage: Eukaryota; Viridiplantae; Streptophyta; Magnoliopsida; Rosales; Rosaceae
Source: the annotation of a GenBank genome assembly
AUGAAAGACCUUCACUCUUUGCUGCCCCACUCGAUGGCUGCCACCAAUCUGAACUCCGCAUCUAUCUUUCUCCUUACAUUUGCAUUACUCUUCAUGGUCAUGGGACACGAAGCUUCGAAUUCCGGGCAAUACCCUGUGGUGGUGAGCACAUGGCCAUUCUUAGAGGCUGUCAGAGCAGCUUGGAGGGUUGUUGAUAAUGGGUUCUCUGCGGUGGAUGCCGUUGUUGAGGGUUGUUCAGCUUGCGAGGAACUGAGAUGUGAUGGUACAGUUGGGCCUGGUGGGAGUCCAGAUGAGAACGGAGAAACUACAAUCGAUGCUCUGGUCAUGGAUGGGGUGACAAUGGAGGUUGGAGCUGUUGCUGCCAUGAGGUAUAUAAAGGAUGGAAUCAAAGCUGCUAGGUUAGUGAUGCAAUAUACCGAACACACUUUGCUUGUCGGAGAGCAAGCCGCAGCUUUUGCUAUUUCUAUGGGUCUUCCAGGACCAACAAACCUUAGUUCAUCAGAGUCUAUGGAUAAGUGGACCAAAUGGAAAGUAAACCACUGCCAGCCUAAUUUUUGGAAAGAUGUUGUACCUGUAGAUAGGUGUGGCCCUUAUCAUGCAAAGGACUUCCUGGGCUCUUCUCAUGGGACAUGUUCCAAAACCACUCUGAUGGAAAAUAUUAAAUCAAGAUCAUCUCAUGUUGGUCGUCACAACCAUGACACCAUAUCAAUGGCAGUUUUUGAUAAAAUGGGGAACAUCGCUGUUGGUACCUCAACAAAUGGAGCCACAUUUAAGAUCCCAGGGAGGGUGGGUGAUGGACCAAUUGCAGGAUCUUCUGCAUAUGCUGAUGACGAAGUUGGUGCUUGUGGUGCAACUGGAGAUGGUGACAUCAUGAUGCGUUUCCUUCCAUGUUAUCAAGUUGUGGAGAGUAUGAGAUUGGGGAUGGAACCUAAUCUUGCCGCAAAGGAUGCAAUAUCACGAAUUGCGAGAAAAUUCCCUGAUUUUGUAGGAGCUGUGUUUGCCAUCAAUAAGAAGGGCGUGCAUGCUGGUGCUUGCCAUGGAUGGACGUUUCAGUACUCAGUAAGAAGCCCGGAAAUGGAUGAUGUAAAGGUUUACACCGUGGUGCCCUGA